AUGAAGCCCACGACAGAGGAUCUCUCUAUUCGACUGCGCGACGCGGAGGAUGGCGAGGCGGACGUGCCCUUCCCGGAUGAUCGUGAGCCGAGUUCCGGGCGGAUGCGCCAAGUACGCGAGUGCUCGCGGCAGCUGUCCCAGGAAGACAACGCUGAGGACCGAUCCAUGGAAUGGUCUGACUUGACCUUCACCAUAGGCAGUCACCGGAUCCUCUCCAACAUUACAGGAAUGAUCGAGCCUGGCAAGCUCACAGGCGUGUUCGGCCCAUCCGGCAGUGGGAAGACCACCCUGCUCAACAUCCUGGCAGGGCGCCAGAACACGAAAGCCACCGGCAUGUCCUUGUCCGGGCAGAUCACCACGGCAGGGUCUCCAGUGGAUCCCAUCAGCUUCCGAUCGAACAUCGCCUACGUCAUGCAAGACGACUCCUUGCUUCCCUUCGAGACGCCCCGGGAAUGUCUGCACUUCUCGGCCUGUUUGAGGCUGCCGCGGAGUGUGACGGAAGAGCAAAGGCAGGAGUUUGUGGAGAACUUGCUGUCCACGCUCCACUUGGAGCGCUGCUGCUCCACGAUUGUCGGUUCGGCUCUUGUGAAGGGCAUCUCUGGAGGUGAGAGAAAGCGCACGUCUGUCGGCAUCGAGCUGAUCACGAACCCCAGGAUGCUGUUCCUCGACGAGCCUCUGAGCGGCCUGGACUCCUAUGCCGCCUACACCUUGGUGGUGGCCCUCAAGGAGCUCGCCGAGGCGGAUGUCCCUGUUCUCUGCACGGUUCACCAGCCAAGCUCCGAGAUUUUCGCCAAGUUCGAUGAUGUGAUCAUCCUCCACGGUGGUGAAGUCACCUACCAUGGCCCUGCAGAUCACAUCUCCACACAUUUCGACGUUCUGGGCUACCCCUGCCCGGCGAACUUCAACCCGGCCGACCACGUCAUGUUUCUGCUGCAGAAGGAGGUGCCCGAGAAGCUGCAGGUCAUCAAGACCAGCUGGUUGGACUGCGGCACUUUCAAGAAGAUGCACGACCAGAUCGUCUCCCUGCGUGGCCGCAGCAAUGGUCAUCCAGCCAGCUCGGCGACCUCGCACUCGGGUGCAGGCUUUUGCAAGCAGCUGGGUAUGCUGCUGGUCCGUGAAGCACGCGGGACAAUCAGGAACAAGGGCAUCCUCUUCGCCCGCCUGGGGAUGUCGCUGUUCUUGGCCUCCUUGUAUGGCUGGUUGUUUUCCGGCAGUGCCGCGCAGGGCGACAACACCCACUCCACGGAAAAGAACUGCGUGCCCAGCAACUUCAGCGCAGCCGGCUGCACCGGCGACUUCCAGGCACACUUUGGCACGAUCGUCUCUUUGGGAAUCAUGGCCAUGAUGGGAGCCGCCCAGCCGGUUGUGCUGCAGUUUCCGCAGGAGCGGCCCGUCUUCCUGAGAGAGUAUGCCGCACAUCAGUAUGGUGUCGUGCCUUACUUCAUCAGCAAGACUCUCGUCGAGAUGCCUGUGGUUAUGCUCUCGCAGAUCGUCACCUUCAUCGUGACAUACUGGUGGAUGGGUCUCCAUGGCAGCGUCCUGCUGCUGGUGCUUGUGUCGUGGAUGCUGGGCAUCGCCUCCUCCUCACUGGCGCUUCUCGUGGGCUGCGGAGUGUCUUCGGCUCAGAAAGCCAUCCAGCUGGCACCCUUGACGCUGAUCCCCCAGAUGCUCUUCUCGGGUCUCUUCGUGCCGGUCGCGAAGAUUCCGCUGAGCUUGCGCUGGGCGCGCUACCUCUGCCCACUGAAGUACGCCAUCAACUUGAUGACGAUCAUCGAGUUUCAGUAUGUCAAGGAUAGCAUUGACGACUGCGAGCAGGAGUUCCCACAGGCCCAGUGCAUGCAGCAGAGCCUGGGUUGGCAUGGCGAGGCUUAA
This is a messenger RNA of Symbiodinium natans, 1872 nucleotides long. The record is from the annotation of a GenBank genome assembly. Lineage: Eukaryota; Dinophyceae; Suessiales; Symbiodiniaceae.